AUGACUUCUGGAAGAACCGACCGUCGUCAAGCUCGCCGUGAAGUCUUUGAAGUUUUCGGCAUUAACACUACCGUUCAUCAUGGUGUAGAUGAGAUCACAGUGAAACUAGAGGACAAACUACAUCAACUAGAACAGGCUCACAACGACAGCCAUUGUCAUAUGGACAUGGAGUGUGGCAUGAAUUGUCGGAUUUGCGAGGUAAGAGGUGUUUUCAAGUCAAAAAUUUUCAAUUUUGAAAAUUUUUGAAAAAAAUCAACAGGGAAAACCAAGCUCAAUUUUUUGGAAAAAACAAUUUAUGGGAGGGGGAGUGCUGAAAACAAUUUAAAACCUUUAAAAAAAGGUCAGAAAAGGUUAUUUUUCCUUACUUUAAAAAUUUUUAUAGGGCGGGGUAAAUUUUUUUUGGAGGGGUGUUUUUUAAAAAUUUAUGUAAAGCUUUAUUUUUAAGCUUAUAGCACCUUUUAUCAUUACAACAAGUUUGACUUUUGGUCUUAAUCUCUCAAAAAACGACCAAUGCCCUCCAAACCUCUUAUUCAAAGCCCUACAGUAAAAACCAAAUUCCUUCGAAACGCUUUAUUAAAAUUGAAUUUUUCGAAAUUUUUUGGAGAAUUAGUGAGACGUGCAAAAGCAAUUUUUAUGCCCGAUUUUGUCGCGAGAAACCCGGUUUAUGCCAGCCAGUACGAGGAUUAUAAUUAAGCUUGUAUAGGGCUUGAAAAAAGGGUUUAUCGAGGGUAGGGGUCUUGAGAGAAGGUUUAUAUUGAGGACAAUCAAAACAUGUUUAUUAGGCGGUGAUAGGCCGUGCUAAGAUGGGUACGGGGCUUCUUGAGGCUAUAGUUUAGACUGAGUUUGGUGGUGAAGAAGAAUGGGGAAGGGUAUAUUUCAAAUUUUUUUUUAAAAAAAGUUGAACUUGGUCCCCCCUGUUCAUACAAAAAAUUUUUUUACUCAAUUUUUAAAAAAUUGACCAAUAUUAACCAGCACCUCUUUUCAGGCUCAAUCCACGCUGAUUUCCCAGAUCCGUAGCUUGCUACAAGAAUUAUUACGAUCUCAAGUAUCAGCCACUGAAUUGUCAUCUCUACCUCCAAAACACUUGAACUUCUGCCGUUCUUUAUUGACUCAACCUUCACCCAAAACUUCAUCUACAGUCAAGCCGAGAAAGCUGUCGAAGCCUGACAUUCAGACUCAUGAGCUGCUUUACAUUAUGUAA
This is a messenger RNA of Bursaphelenchus okinawaensis, 1201 nucleotides long. The record is from the annotation of a GenBank genome assembly. NCBI's taxonomy places the organism in Eukaryota, Metazoa, Nematoda, Chromadorea, Rhabditida, Aphelenchoididae.